This is a messenger RNA of Prorocentrum cordatum, 1600 nucleotides long. The record is from the annotation of a GenBank genome assembly. NCBI's taxonomy places the organism in Eukaryota, Dinophyceae, Prorocentrales, Prorocentraceae.
GUGCCCCGCUGGCGCCGAGGGGCCCAAGCCGGACGGGCUCGGCGUUGCCCUCAUUCGGGGUUUCGCGCACGGGGGCUCUGCUGCUGGCGCUCGACAUUAUCCAGCCAGGUAGUCCGCCUUCUCCGAGGGACCUCGCGCGCUUGGGCUCGACGUCAUCGGCCUGUGGAGUGUCGCGCCCUGGCUCUGUACUGCCUGCCUUGGACGCCUCGACCAUGGGUUCUUCGCCGCUACCCCAGCAGCCUUCUCGUCUUGGCCCGCCAGCCUCAUUGUCUGGGACGAUGCGGGCUGGUCCUCCGAUGGCCGUGCUGGACUUUGCCCACUCUGGCAGCACCACACCUGUGCGGUCGCACGCGCGGCCAGGGCCGAGUACAUCCAUCAAAGGCACGCUAGGGAUCAAUGCGCUGCCAGCUCCUGACAGUGCCUGGCUGGGCGCAACGCUGCCACUGCGUAGCAUGGGUCGCCCAGGGCCUUUGCUGCCAGCCUUCGGGGCGUCGCGCUCUGGCCCUCCCGCGGCAGCGCCGGAUCCCCUGCAUCUGGGCUUCCCGCCUCCGCCGCAGGACCAUGCUCGCCUUGGCGCAGCUGCCUCUCUGUCCGGCGGCGCCCGCACCGGGCCGCCCCCGCUGGUGCUGGACGCUGUGACCAUGGGCUCUCCGCCGCCCCUCCGGCAAUCUUCGCGCCCUGGGUCGCCAGCGUUUGCGUGGGGCACGAGCCGCUCUGGCCCCCUGGCGCCGACCCCAGACUGCUCCCACACGGGCCCACCGCUGCCGCCGCGCGGCCCAGCGCGCCCAGGCCCACUGGCGCCAGCGUCUGGCACCGCUCAGCCUGGGCCGCUGCUGCUGGCCUCCGACACGUCGCACCCUGGCCUGUCGUCGCCGCCGAGGUCGCCCGCUCGCCUCGGCCCCGCGACGGCCCCCUUCGGCCAGUCGCGCCUGGGCGCGCCCGCGCUGGCACCCGACCCGAUCCAUCCAGGGUCCUCGCCGCUGCCGCGGGACUCCGGGCGGUCUGGCGCCCCGCCCGCGACCUACGGCCCCGUGCGCUCUGGGCCCGCUUUGCCCGCGCUGGACCGCGUGCACUCCGGGCCCACUGUGCCGACGCGGGCGCACGCGCGCCUGGCGCCUGCGGCGCCAACCUCUGGCAUGGCGCGCUCUGGCCUGACGCCCCCGGCGCUGGACGCUUCGCUCUUUGGGCCCCCGCUUCCUCCGAGGAGCCCCUCGCGCGCAGGCGCAGCCGUCCCGACCCCUGACCUCGCGGAGCUGGGUGCGUCCCCACCAGCCCGCAGCUCCGCGCGGUGCGGGCCAGCGUCGCCGCCGUCCGGGAUGACGCGGCUGGGCCUGGUGCCGCCCGCGUCCGACGCGGCAGGCUCAGGGGCGUCCCCGCUGCUGAGGGCCUCUGGGCGGCCCGGGCCGCCUCCGUCCGCCUCUGGCGUCGCGAACUCCGAGCCCCCGCUGUCGACCCUGGACGACGCUCUGGCGGGAGCCCCUCCGCCGCCGCGCACCUCGGCGCGGCCAGGGCCCUCACCCUCCGCCUGGGGCACGUCGCGCUCCGGCCCGCCCACGCCCGUAUCCGACCCCAUUCACGCGGGCUCCAGCGCGCCUCCCAG